UGCCAAACUAUGACGCUGUCAUCUCUGCCAUGCUGAAGCACGGUUUGGAAGAGCUGCCCAAACACUGCAAGCUGACACCUGGCACCCCCCUCAAGCCCAUGUUGGCGCAUCCCACCAAGGGAGUGAGCGAGGUGUUGCGCAGGUUCGAGGGGGCAGAGUUCACCUGCGAGUACAAGUACGACGGGGAGAGGGCACAGAUCCACAUGCUAGAAAAUGGAGAGAUCCACAUCUAUAGCAGAAACCAGGAAAACAACACCUCCAAGUACCCAGACAUCAUUGCACGCAUGCCAAAGGUCAAGCAUGAUGAUGUCACUUCCUGUAUCAUUGACUCGGAGGCGGUAGCCUGGGACCCCGAGAACAAGAAGAUCCUGCCCUUCCAGGUGCUCAGUACCAGGAAGAGGAAGGAUGCUGACAAGGCCCCCAAGGUUGUGGAGAAGGUGAAAGAUGAGAGUGACGAGGUUCCGUCUCCCAAGAUGCCGAGGGUCACGUACAACGGACCAAACCUCCAGUCUCCUGGGGGCAUCCCCAAGAGGAAGACUGCUCGCAAGCAACUUCCCACUCCGAAACGUAAACUCAUUGAGACAAAGAGUCCGACAUCUAACGGGCACACAUCACCCACUGCGGGUGAAGAGGAGUCAAGUGCCAAGAAAGUGAAGACAGAGCAAAAGGAAGAGACGGAAGAAAAAACAGAAGAAAAGAUGGAUGAAACCCCUGAUAAAGAAGUGAAAAAAGAACUUAAGGAUGACGAAAGUGUCCAGCAAAACAAGAAGAAAAGUCCAAAGCAGAAGAAAGAGAAGCAAAGUCCAAAGUCUGCUGAGAAGAAGAAGAAGGUAAAGGAGGAGCCAGAGGAGGAAGAAAAGGAGACAGCUGGUCCUUCUGAAGACUCCAUGGAUUCUCUGUUUGCUGCUGUAAUCAGGAAGGCAGGAGAAGCAACAGCUGAAAAAAAGAUGGAGGAAUCUGAGGAAAGCAAAGAAAAGAGCACUAAAUCCUUAAAGUCACCAUCUGACAAGAAAGCAGUGAAGAAGGAGGAAGACAGCAGCAAGAAAACCAGCGCAGGAAUCGGCUCCUUCUUCUCCCCAAAGAGACCUGCCACCUCCUCCCAGGCUUCUGAUGAAUCGAGUGAGAAGAAAGCCUCCCCUAAACCUGCUGCCAAGCCGAUGUCUGCAUUCUUCAAGCCUAAACAGGAGGCUGACAAAACUGCUGGCCAGUCUGGACUGACAGCUGAGGACUACAACCCCACCAAGGCCCACUAUGACCCUGUGGAAGAUGCCUGUUGGGCUAAGGAUAAGAGGGUUCCAUACCUUGCCUUGGCCAAGACAUUUGAGGCCAUUGAAGAAGUUCGAGCCAGGUUGAAGAUUAUGGAGAUCCUCUGUAACUUCUUCCGUUCGGUGAUCGCAUUGACCCCGGAUGACCUUGUGCAGUGCGUGUACCUGUGCCUGAACAAGGUCGGGCCUGCGUACGAGGGUCUGGAGCUGGGGAUCGGGGAGACCGUGCUCAUGAAGGCCAUCGCCGAGGCCACCGGGAGGAAGAUGGCUCAGAUCAAAACUGACGCUCAGGAGAAGGGUGACCUGGGAAUAGUGGCUGAGACCAGUCGCAGCACACAGCGCACCAUGUUUGCUCCACCCAAGCUGACAGUUAGGGGAGUCUUCAACAAGCUGAAGGAAAUUUCCACCAUCAAGGGCAAUGAUGUCAUGACGAAGAAGAUAAACUUCAUCAAGGGCAUGUUUGUAGCGUGUCGUCAGUCCGAGGCGCGGUACCUUAUCCGGUCGCUAGGGGGCAAGUUGAGGAUUGGGCUGGCAGAGCAGUCUGUUCUGACCGCACUGGCCCAUGCAGCAACUCUCACUCCAGCUGGGAAAGAUGUACUUGAUGCAGGGAAGGGCAAGUCCUCAGAAGGACUGAAGAAGAUGUUGGAAGAUGCUGCACUCAUCCUCAAGACUACCUACUGUGAGAUGCCGAACUACGACGCUGUCAUCUCUGCCAUGCUGAAGCACGGUUUGGAAGAGCUGCCCAAACACUGCAAGCUGACACCUGGCACCCCCCUCAAGCCCAUGUUGGCGCAUCCCACCAAGGGAGUGAGCGAGGUGUUGCGCAGGUUCGAGGGGGCAGAGUUCACGUGCGAGUACAAGUACGAUGGGGAGAGGGCACAGAUCCACAUGCUAGAAAAUGGAGAGAUCCACAUCUACAGCAGAAACCAGGAAAACAACACCUCCAAGUACCCAGACAUCAUUGCACGCAUGCCAAAGGUCAAGCAUGAUGAUGUCACUUCCUGUAUCAUUGACUCGGAGGCGGUAGCCUGGGACCCCGAGAACAAGAAGAUCCUGCCCUUCCAGGUGCUCAGUACCAGGAAGAGGAAGGAUGCUGACAAGUCAGAGAUUAAGGUGCAGGUGUGUGUGUAUGCCUUCGACCUGCUGUACCUCAAUGGACAGUCCCUUGUACGAGAGCCGUUCCGCAAACGUCGCGAGAUGCUGCGAGAGUCGUUUGACGAGGUGGAGGGAGAGUUUGUGUUCGCCACAUUGAUGGUGUCGGGAAACACGGAGGAGAUCGCAGAAUUCCUAGACGCCUCCAUCAAAGACAGCUGUGAGGGCCUGAUGGUCAAGACUCUUGACAAGGAUGCCACCUAUGAGAUAGCCAAGAGAUCACAUAACUGGCUCAAGUUGAAGAAGGAUUACCUGGAGGGUGUGGGAGACACGCUGGACGUUGUGCCCAUCGGAGGCUUCCUGGGCACAGGGAAGAGGACAGGGAAGUACGGAGGCUUCCUAUUGGCCUGCUACAGCGAAGAGGACGAAGAAUUCCAGUCUAUCUGCAAGAUUGGUACGGGUUUUAAGGAUGAAGAACUGGAGCAACAUACAGAGUUCUUCAAGAACCAUGUUGUUGACAAGCCCAAGUCGUACUAUCGCUAUGACAGCAGUGUUGAGCCGGACCACUGGUUUGAUGCAGUUCAGGUGUGGGAGAUCAAGUGUGCCGAUCUGUCCAUCUCUCCUGUGCACAAGGCUGCUGAGGGCAUCGUUGACCCAGAGAAAGGGAUCUCCCUACGUUUCCCACGAUUCCUGCGUAUCCGUGAUGACAAGAAGCCUGAAGAGGCAACCAGUGCACAGCAGGUUGCAGAGAUGUACAGUAACCAGGACCAGGUGAAGAACCAACAGUCGAACGAGAAAUCUGAAGCAGCAGAUGACGACUUCUACUGAGACAAGUACAUCCUUUCACUGUUUUCAUAUGUUUACUCGAUCACUGUAUGUACAUGAACUUCUGUUAACCAGUUGGAUGAAUUUAUGGGUUCUUGUGAUUUCGUAUUGUCGCAUGAUUUUCUGCAGUGUUGUCCCAUUAGCCAGUUUACUUUGAAAUCCAUAAUUCAUUGUAUAGAAUACCCGUAAAGCUUUGUUUCAGCAUGUUAUUCAGAGCUACUAAGUUGUCUUGUCAAGUGAAAACUGAUAGAUAUACUUUUUGGGCGAUGGGAGAUAUAUAUACAUGUAUGGUGAUGCUUACUUAGAGAAAAUCUCAGCAUUUUGUGUUUGAAAUACAUGUAGAUGUAUACAGAAAUGGAAAUGUCCUUAGAACAUGCCUCAAUGUUAACUGUGGCACCUUUAACAUGAACAUACUUUAGACAGGCUACAAAAGGUUGUGACAUACAUGUACAUGUAGUAGUUAUCCAAAAUAGAAAGCAAACUUCACUCAAGUUCCUAUCUCCAAGGGACCAACUAAUCUGCAGAGAAACCAAGGAAAUGUUCUUGCUUUUAUUUCAGACUCAGAGUGAGAUUUAGACUCAGAAUUAUGAUAUUCAAAGUAUAUCUUGAAUAAAAGGUGUUUAAGCGUUGA
Molecule: messenger RNA, 3813 nt
Organism: Branchiostoma belcheri (Belcher's lancelet)
Lineage: Eukaryota; Metazoa; Chordata; Leptocardii; Amphioxiformes; Branchiostomatidae
Product: DNA ligase 1-like
Exons: 22
Coding region: 30-3185 (1051 amino acids)
Biological process (GO): DNA repair; DNA recombination; DNA biosynthetic process
Cellular component (GO): mitochondrion; nucleus
Molecular function (GO): DNA binding; DNA ligase (ATP) activity; ATP binding
Source: RefSeq, a predicted model, not a curated record